Messenger RNA from Podospora pseudocomata, 2793 nucleotides. RefSeq lists its product as uncharacterized. The transcript has 11 exons. Gene Ontology annotation, cellular component: nucleus. The coding region runs from base 142 to 2793 and encodes 883 amino acids. Lineage: Eukaryota; Fungi; Ascomycota; Sordariomycetes; Sordariales; Podosporaceae. Gene Ontology annotation, biological process: DNA repair. The record is from RefSeq and is a predicted model, not a curated record. Gene Ontology annotation, molecular function: ATP-dependent chromatin remodeler activity; ATP binding.
CGCCCCGCCGACAGCCUGGUUGUUGCCUACCUUGCCACUCCAGUAUAUGAUCUUGUCCAUUUGGCAAUUUUGAAUCAACAACUCAGAAGAGAGCAAAAAAUCACGGCCAGGAACACGAUACCGUUUCCCAUCAUUGUUGCCAUGGAGAGUGCCCAGUCGACUGAAUGGAGAAGCCGUAAACGACCAUACUCAUCAUCGGGGCUAGACAGUGACGACGCGCUAGAUCAGAAUGACCAGGGUUUACCUUUGGUUCGACGACGGGUGCUUUCCGGGUCAGACUCGGAUAGCUCUGGAGAAAAGGACCGUGUUUAUGACAACGACUGUGAGAUGCAGGAUGUGCCGGCUGAAGGGGAACCUUCAGUCCUGGCAACCUGCCUUGGCAUGCUAGUAUUAGAGCAACCGCACCUGCAUCGUCUAAGUACCGAGCAGAGGGAAUUUGGAGUGAGCUUCACGGGCUUCGGCAACACCUACACUAUUUAUUCAGAGGCCUCAGGCGAGUAUUGCGGUCUUCUCGACUCGGAGGCAGCUGAAUGUGUGCAGGUCCUCGAAAGAAUAUGUGGUCUUCAGUUUCAAGCAUCUAUGAAUCGACGUUCCAAGAAACUCAAAUUCUUGCUCUUCGGCGAUAUAGAGGAAGCUCAAGAUAUUGGGAAUACGCUGGCAUCUAGCAGCCUUUUCCUACAACACCCGAGCACGGAAGAUUACCAAGGGACGAGUUACUUCAAUCCUCAUUAUCUCACCAGACCAGGCCUCACUUUUCAGGAAGCUAUUGAGACCUUGAACCAACAAGUUCACCUCAGCAAGCAGCUGACAUUGACUGAGAAAUCUGAAAUUGCUACGGUUUUGGACCAAGCAGCUGGACCAACAAUCUUCUCCGAGGUGCAGGUCAGCAAUUGUAUCAAGACCGAGUUGAAACCCCACCAGAAGAAGGCAUUGGCUAUGAUGGUUGAAAAAGAGGCCGGGAAUCUGUCUAACCCACAGUUUCCCUCACUUUGGGCCGCGACCUGCAUGCUUGGCACUGAAGGUGUACCAAUAUACCAGGAUACGGUCACUACAAGUACGCUGCGGUCCGACCCCCCGGUAUGCCUUGGGGGAAUUCUGGCUGAUGAUAUGGGCCUUGGGAAGACUUUGACGACACUCGCUCUCAUUGCUGGGUCUAUUGCAAGUGACCCUGACCCUGAACGUUCACCACGACCAAAAGCCAACAAGGGCCAGCCCUCAGCACAACCAGGCACUUUGGUGGUUGCACCCCUUUCAACUUUGUCGAACUGGGAAGAGCAGAUAAAAAUGCAUCUUCGCCAUCGUAGUGUGACAUACCAAAUAUACCACGGCUCAUCGAGAUCAAAACACCACUCGAGCCUGCCAACUUACGACAUUAUUCUGACCACUUAUGAUACUCUGAAAGCCGAUAUCCGGUCCAACCGGUCUUCUGGUAUGGAGAAAAGCCCUCUUCAUGAUCUAGUAUGGAAAAGGAUCGUCCUCGAUGAGGCACACGUUAUCCGCAACCCAAACUCAAAGGUACACGAGGCUGUGUGUUAUCUUCGCGCGAAGCACCGCUGGUGUCUCACAGGUACCCCGAUACAAAACCGAGUAGAGGAUCUAUGUUCGCUCCUAGGAUUUCUCAGAGCUCACCCCUACGGAGAGCCUACCAAGUUUCGUACCGCAAUCACGGAUCUCAUGGAGAAUCGGGAUGUUGAAGGGUAUGAGAGACUCAGCCGUUUGUUUCAGGCGGUCUCCCUACGCAGGGUCAAAGACAUGGACUCCCUUGAUCUCCACUUGCCCAAACGACACGACGUCGUUCGCCUUGUUGAGCUCGAUGAGGAAGAGACCGCCCUCUACAACCUUGUCAAGAAAUCCUCAGCCACCACAUUCAAGGCAACUGGAACCGGUAGAGGCAUCUUGCAAGUCAUUCUUAGACUACGCCAAGUAUCCAACCACGGGGCGGACCUGUUCCCUUCCGAGAUCUUAAACCGGCUGAAGACUGCUGACAUCUCAGGUCUUCCCCCCUCUAUUUUCGAUACCAAGAGAUGUGAAGUUUGCGGGGACAUUGUUGGCCAGGGAAUGGAAACAUCGGAGCGCUUCUUAGGUUGUGGACAUCCAGUCUGUACUGCAUGUCUCCCUUUGAAUCGACAAGAUGAUGACGAUUGCGACCUAAUCUGUCCAAUUUGCAAUGACUCAGCAAUGGGCAAGGUCAAGUCCAAGCCAUCUGGAAGAGAACUAGCGAAGUCCUAUCGCCCUUCGUCAAAGGUUCGAGCCUUGCUUGUGCAACUCGACCUUGAUAAAGCAAAUAUCACUACAGGCAGUGAGGAUGUGCCCAAGAGCGUAGUGUUUUCAUGCUGGGCCAAGAUGCUGGACUUGGUCGAGUUAGCGUUGCAACAAAGGGGCAUUGCGUUUGUCAGAAUCGAUGGGACCAGGUCAGAGCAACAGCGAAGAAAGGCUCUUAAAGACUUCCGUGAUACUCCAUCUUGUACCGUGCUCCUAGCGACGUUGGGAAGUGCAGGUGUUGGGUUGAACCUCACUGCUGCUAGCCAGGUGCACAUUCUCGAGCCUCAAUGGAAUCCAAUGGUGGAGAGGCAAGCAGUAGACCGCAUUCACAGACUUGGGCAGGCUCGGGAAGUAACUUGCUUCUACUAUGUUGUGGAUACGAGGGGUUCUGUUGAGCAGUACGUUCGCCGUAUUCGCGAAUCCAAGAAUGUCCUUAUCAGCAUGUCCAUGGAUGGAACAGGCAGCCUGGUCGACGAAACUUCCCUUACACCUCUGAAGGAGUUUAUGCAGGAAGUUCUUACGGACAGCUGA